This is a messenger RNA of Pipistrellus kuhlii (Kuhl's pipistrelle), 4554 nucleotides long. It is a transcript of the gene AMMECR1L, whose product is annotated as AMMECR1 like. NCBI's taxonomy places the organism in Eukaryota, Metazoa, Chordata, Mammalia, Chiroptera, Vespertilionidae. The transcript has 9 exons. The record is from RefSeq and is a predicted model, not a curated record. The coding region runs from base 286 to 1239 and encodes 317 amino acids.
CGCCGCCGGCGCGUCUCCCGCCCGUCCGCCGCCCGCGGGCCGCUCCUCCGGGCCCCAGGCGCAUGGCUCCAUGAGGCAGGCCAAGGCGGCGCGCGAGAGGUCCCGCCCGCCCCGGCUGCGCCUGGCCCGGGAGAGAAGGUACAGGAAGAAAGAAUGGAAACGGAAGGAAGAAAAUUCAUUUCAGAGACAAAAUAGCUCCCCUCCUCUGUUAUAGCUGUUUCUCCUGGCAAGACAAACUUCCUGCUUCAGGUUCUGUACAUUCCAGACCGCGAGCACUGAGUCAGGAUGGGAAAAAGACGCUGCGUUCCUCCACUCGAGCCCAAGUUGGCAGCAGGCUGUUGUGGGGUCAAGAAGCCCAAGUUAUCUGGAAGUGGAACACACACUCACGGAAACCAGGCCACCACUGUCCCCGGCUCUAGUUCAGGACCUCUUCAAAACCACCAGCAUGUGGAUGGCAGCAAUGGUCGGGAGAAUGUGUCAGACUUAACUCUGGGACCUGGAAACUCUCCCAUUACACGAAUGAAUCCCGCAUCGGGAGCUCUGAGUCCUCUUCCCCGGCCCAAUGGAACUGCCAACACCGCCAAGAAUCUGGUGGUGACCGCAGAGAUGUGCUGCUACUGCUUUGAUGUCCUCUACUGUCACCUCUAUGGCUUCCCUCAGCCACGACUUCCUAGAUUCACCAAUGACCCCUAUCCGCUCUUUGUGACAUGGAAGACAGGGCGGGACAAGCGGCUUCGUGGCUGCAUUGGGACCUUCUCAGCCAUGAAUCUUCACUCAGGACUCAGGGAAUACACGUUAACCAGUGCACUUAAGGACAGUCGCUUCCCCCCCCUGACCCGAGAGGAGCUGCCUAAACUUUCCUGCUCUGUCUCCCUCCUCACUAACUUUGAGGAUGCCAGUGAUUAUCUGGACUGGGAGGUAGGGGUCCAUGGGAUUCGAAUUGAAUUCAUCAAUGAAAAAGGUGUCAAACGUACAGCCACAUAUUUACCUGAGGUUGCUAAGGAGCAAGACUGGGAUCAGAUCCAGACAAUAGACUCCUUGCUCAGGAAAGGUGGCUUUAAGGCUCCAAUUACCAGUGAAUUCAGAAAAACGAUCAGACUCACCAGAGCAAAGCCAAAGUGCUAUGAAUUCUGUUCUGAUGACCCUGUGAUAGAUGGCAUAUUCAUCCAGAAAUUGAGGCUGUCCUAUAUAGCCCCAGGAUCCUUUAACCUGCUUCAUGAGAAUUUGACCCAGAAUUAGGUACCGAAGUGAGAAGGUGACAAUCAGUUAUGCAGAAUAUGUUGCUUCUCGACAGCACUGUCUCCAGAAUGGCACUCUUCAUGCCCCGCCCCUCUACAAUCAUUACUCCUGACACACGGCUGCAUGACCAGUCCCACCCCCCUGUGGCCACCCAUGGCUAUGACAUCAUUGGAGCGGACGCCUCCUCUUCCUGGUCCAGUUACUUCUAUUACUGCACCAUUUUAUGAUGCUAGCUUCCGUUGCCAAGUCUGCCUCCAGCUGACUUGGGGGUGUGGGGUGGGAGGGCGGGGUCACAUUGAAUGAAACAGAACUUGAGGGGCCCAAGCCUUACUUCAGCCUUUCCUCAUUAUGGGGUUCCGUUGGAUUGGGGCUCCUCCAUGACCAGUGAGAACUGCCUGUGGGUUCAGAAGGCCCUCGGCAUGCACCUGCUUGCUGGCUACACGGUGGGAGCUGGAAUUCAUGGUUCCUGAAGGUUGACCCACUUGCACCUUGUAGCCUCCCAGAUCGAGUAGAUGUGUUUCCCCUGGCAGUCUGGGCAACGGAGACCAACAAGACACAUUUUUAGGUUGUUUUAAAUUCCUUUUUUAAACGUCCAGUUUAUUGCAUACCAACAGUUGGUUACAACCUCCAUGCUUCAUGAGUGGACGCCGUGAGUCCUGUGAGGCUCCUGGACAGACACCCACUUCCAGAUGGAAAGCCCUUUGGGUGGCAGGGCAGAUCUCAUUUGUUGCUCAAUCGAUCUCCAAGGUUUCGUUCUAACCCUGCUGACGUUGGAUUUUUGGGCGCUCUCUCGCAUGGAGUCUCCCGGUACUCACCAGAGCUCUGUGUUGUCACCUGCUGAGGAAUGAACUGGGAUGCCUGCGGGAGGUCCUGACAUCCUUGCUGUGUGCAGCGUGAAAGGAGAGACCUCCUCACCACCCGGCUACCUCACUCCUCGCCUGGCAGCAGUGCCUAUAGCCGCAUCUAGGUUCCCGGAAGACGGAGAUGUUCAAACACGCACCCGGGUUGGGCUGCAGAAAGACAUUGUCACAGGAGAAAAUCCAGGGUCUCCAAGCUGUUUGUGUUCCUUCAGGCAAACAUCUUUAAGGGACUUAAAAGCAGAGGAGUUCCUUUUCCUGCUUUCCCUGUAGGAGGAGAAGACAGUUGAUUCUGUCCUUUUCGGGACUUGAGAGCAACGCUGUGUGGUCACACCAGGCGAAUCAUUAUCUUGCCUAAUAUGCUGGGAAUCUUUACCCCACCCGGGCAGGCUUCCCAACAGCUCCCGUUAGCUCUGUCCUUCCAUUCUCCUGUGGCACUUCUCCCUUUCCCGUAUCCCUGAGGACCUGUCAGCGAGUCCUCCUCCCCCUGGCCCCGCCUCCGCUCCCUUGGUGCAGAGCUGACUGCAGCGGCAGCAGGGACCUGGCAGCACAGUGCUGGAGGGCUAUGGGAGGCGUGGCCGGUGGGAGGGGAGACCCUGAGGGUGACACUCCAGCAGCACUUGGAGAACUCUUGAAGUGGAUUAGAUGUCAACCUGGUGGACACAAUGUUUUUAUUUAAUUUAUUUUUAAAAGUUUAUGUGGUGGUGGUGUGGCUUUCCAGAAUGGGCACAUAGUCAAGUCAAAAGACCUUUUGAGUUUUCUUCUGCCAGAAUUGGGGAAGGGGGUGGACCGGGACACGGUGUAAGAAACGACACAUGCUAUUACAGGCACAGCUGUCUGUUUCCUGGAAGAGAUGAAUAAAGGUGGGCAGACUAGCUUGGCGUCAUCCUCUCAGGCUGCGGCGCACGCAGGGGCGAUGGGCUGGCAUCAGAUGCCCAGGCUGGGCUGAUUCUCACUUGUGCCCCUUUUCCUUGCAGAGGUAAUGCAAAAGCUAUUGAAGAUGAAGGGAUGGUUUCAUGAUUUCCUGCUGCUGAGAAUAAUAAAUGUUAAAACGUGAUGACAGUUACUUUUAGGUGCCGGUGCCAUGGAUUGACAUCAGGGUGGUCAGUUUGGGACUAAACCACCCACCUUCAAUUUGUACAACAGUGUUGAUCUAUAGGGCUACACUUCAUUAUUAUUCAAGUGUUCUAUGUUAAAAGUUGUGUUUAAUUUCUAAAGAUUAAAAAAAAGCAAAAAAAAAUGGUGCUAAAAUUUUACCCCUGAGCACGCUCAGUGAAACUGGUCAUGCAAGCAUUUACAGUGCCAUGCUUCUCAAGCCUAUUGUUUCUCGUAGACAUGCUGCCCUGUCUGUCUUCCCCAAUGUAGAGUGUGAUUUUUUGUUUUAUCUUAUUAGGGUGGGGUAGGAUACCUGCCAUUAAGAAAAUGAACAGAAACAUUUGAACCCACACACGAGGGGCUGGGGAAUCUGCACAGACCUGGCUGGUGAUGCCAGCACCACACUGAGUGGGCUUCAGGCCCAGCAGAGGAGCUGCUCGGGGUCCCUUGCUCAUCACGGGGACUCCGGAGUUGACCAAGGAAAGCUAUGUGGUCCUGGAAGGAAGGGCGCCAUCCCUGUCUGUCUGCAACGGGCCUAGUCAGGACGCGGUAUGGAGUGCACGGUCGUGGCCACAUGGAGGUGUGGCGGGUGGCCCUCAGAAAGGCACCAAGCCAACCAUCCGGGUGGCGGCCGUGCAGAGGGGUUGACCGCUCCAAGCUAGAUCUGAACAGCGUGUGAGCGGCGGCUUUACAGAGAAGGCUGGUUUUGCUCGCUCCGUCUGCCCUUGGGCUGCUCAAGCUGAACAGUAGGUGACCACUGUUGUCACGGGACCAGCCCCACGUGCGGGUCUGGCUCGGAGCUUGUUUCCUCCCUUGCAGCGAGUGCCUUUGGUCUGGAAAGCGAGCUUGUCUCCUGACGCCCACAGCGAGGACAUUGCGUGUCAUCACGAAUUGCGUUAAAGGAGAAUGUCUCAUCGCUGGAGUUGUCGGUGUUGCAUUGUUUCCACUGUGAGGUUCUUAAACUUUUUUUGCUUCAUAAUUAAUAUUAAAGUAAUUCAUGUUAGAGAUCCUUUCAAUAUGAAAGGUUUGUAAUGGAGACAUAACAUUUUAUUGUUUGUAAUAAAAACCUAUAAGAAGUCCUAGGUGUUAAUAUUUGCACAAGAUUUGUUUUCCAUGUUAACACCUAUUUCACUAACUGUUGAUGUUAUUUUCUGUUGAGAUUCUGGAGCCUAGGGAGCUUGUGUAUUUUUUAUUAAUUUCCCUAUUUCUUUGAAGCAAGAGACUUUGUAUAGCCUUCAAGUGCAAGGACUUCAGACCAAUUCUUCGUAUUACACUUGGUUGCCUCUUGGCUAUAUAACUGCUGAGUGCAAAUCAUUGAACUCUUUAAUGAAGUAUUGUAGAGAAUAAAUCAUUAUGAGUAAAA